Molecule: messenger RNA, 999 nt
Organism: Calidris pugnax (ruff)
Lineage: Eukaryota; Metazoa; Chordata; Aves; Charadriiformes; Scolopacidae
Gene: ALG14
Product: ALG14, UDP-N-acetylglucosaminyltransferase subunit
Exons: 4
Coding region: 13-639 (208 amino acids)
Biological process (GO): dolichol-linked oligosaccharide biosynthetic process
Cellular component (GO): UDP-N-acetylglucosamine transferase complex
Source: RefSeq, a predicted model, not a curated record
GCUGGAUGAGCCAUGGAGGCCCUCGCCCUUCUCCUCCUCCUCCCCUUACUGCUCGUCCCCCUGGCACUCCUGGCGAGGAGGCGCCGCUGCCGACGGACACCUCCCCUCAGGGUCCUGGUGGUGGCCGGCUCCGGUGGACACACAACAGAAAUCCUGAGGUUACUUAGCUGUUUGUCGGAGUCGUACUCUCCUAGACAUUACAUUUUUGCAGACUCAGAUAAGAUGAGUGAAGCUAAAAUACGUUCUUUUGAACAAAAAAGGGCUGAAACAUUCCCCAAUUCCCAGUUCACCCUCAAUCGCAUUCCCAGAAGCCGUGAGGUUAGACAAUCUUGGACCUCCUCGGUGGUAACAACCCUGUACUCCAUGCUUUACUCCCUUCCUUUGACCUACAAACUGAAACCAGAUUUGAUAUUGUGCAACGGACCAGGAACAUGUGUUCCUGUCUGUAUAUCUGCUCUUCUUCUUGGGCUUUUAGGAAUAAAGAGAGCAAUCAUUGUGUAUGUAGAGAGCAUCUGCCGCGUGGAAACUUUAUCCCUGUCUGGAAAGAUUCUUUACUACUUUUCAGAUUACUUCAUUGUUCAGUGGCCUGAUCUAAAGGAAAAAUAUCCCAAGUCGGUAUUUCUUGGUCGAAUAGUGUAACAGAAGACAGGCUUUACCUAAAAUAAACUCUGCAAGCUCCUCAAUGAAGAAAUGCAUUCAUGUAGCAAUUUAUUUUCAAGGGUUCCUGUUAAGAAAUCAGGCUGGUACUGGAAAGUGAGACAAUAAUAAAAAUAUCUCUAUAUUUAAGUACAUUUUUGUGUAGUUGUAUUUAUUGCCAUCAUGUAGGUCUGUUCACCGAUACCCCAUAACGGCCUUAAGUCUAUGCUGUCUCUGUUUUCAUCUCGUUUUCCUGCUAUGUGAAUAGCAAUUUUUGUCUACAAAUAAAUAUGGGAAUUUGUAUGAAUUGUAACAUUUCCUGUAAGGAAACUCUGUGUAGCUUUCUAAUACGUAAGAAACAAA